AUGGCUGGGGAAUAUGAUCUGGUAGUCAUUGGAGCCGGUCCUGGCGGUUACGUGGCAGCGAUACGGGCCGCUCAGUUGGGGUUGAAGACCGUUAUUGUGGAAAGGGACGCCUUGGGCGGUGUUUGCCUGAACUGGGGCUGCAUCCCCAGCAAAGCCCUUCUAAGGAAUGCCGAGAUUGUUUCCUACUUCAAUCGCGCCGAAGAGUUCGGGCUGAAGUUCGAGAACUUCUCGGCCGAUUUCACCGCAGCCAUUGACCGGAGCCGCAAGGUGGUUGAUCGCAACGUACGAGGCGUUAGCUACCUGUUGCGCAAGAAUGAGGUCGAACACAUUACUGGCGAAGCCGUCUUAAAGGGCAACGGUGUUGUAGAGGUGUCUCCCGACGGCCAACGACUCCAGGCCCGGAACAUAAUCAUAGCUACCGGCGCCAGGCCCCGCAGUAUUCCACCGCUGCCCGUUGACGGCGACAAGGUGAUAACCAGCAAGGAAGCGAUAGUUCUUGAAGAACUGCCCAAAUCCAUCGUUAUCGUCGGGGGAGGAGCGAUAGGCCUUGAAUUCGCCUACCUUUACAGGAUGUAUGGUGUGGACGUAACGAUAGUAGAGUUGCUGCCCCACCUGGCCCCAAAUGAGGACGAGGAAAUCAGCCGUCAGGUAGAACGCGCUUUCAGCCGCCACCGGAUCAACAUAAUGACAGGCUCGAGAGUAACCGGGGUAUCCGACACAAGCAACGGCCUUCAGGUUGCGGUAGCCAAAGGCGAAGCAGAAGAGAAUCUGGAAUGUGGCAAGGUGCUGGUGGCCAUAGGAGUCCAGCCCAACAGUGAAAACCUGGGACUGGAGGCACUGGGAGUCGAGACAGACAAUGGUAACGUCCAGGUGGAUGACCACAUGGCCACCAAUGUUCCCGGCGUUCGUGCUAUAGGGGACGUAACCGGCAAGCUGGCCCUGGCCCAUGUGGCCUCGGCCCAGGCAACCAUAGCCGUCGAAACUAUCGCCGGUCUGGAACCUCAAGCCCUGGAUUACUCGAUGAUGCCUCGGGCGACCUACUGCCAACCCCAGAUUGCCAGUUUCGGCCUUACCGAAGCCCAGGCAGUGGAAGCAGGCCACGACGUUAAGAUAGGCCAGUUUAACUUGCAGGCCAACGGAAAGGCCAUGGGAAUGGGUGAGACCGACGGUAUGAUCAAGCUGGUAGUUGACUCCCGCUACGGCGAAAUCCUUGGCGCCCACAUGGUCGGCCCGGAAGUUACCGAGUUGCUGGGUGAGCUUUCUUUGACCCGUCUGCUCGAAGGAACAACUCUUGAAUUGGGCUGGCUGGUCCAUGCACACCCAACUAUUUCUGAGAUAAUUAAAGAGGCGGCGUUGGCCGCCGAAGGCCGAGCCGUCCACAUGUAA
Messenger RNA from Geodia barretti, 1386 nucleotides. The record is from the annotation of a GenBank genome assembly. NCBI's taxonomy places the organism in Eukaryota, Metazoa, Porifera, Demospongiae, Tetractinellida, Geodiidae.